Molecule: messenger RNA, 1923 nt
Organism: Aphis gossypii (cotton aphid)
Lineage: Eukaryota; Metazoa; Arthropoda; Insecta; Hemiptera; Aphididae
Exons: 5
Coding region: 1-1923 (640 amino acids)
Molecular function (GO): protein dimerization activity
Source: RefSeq, a predicted model, not a curated record
AUGAGUGAAAAAAGAAAAUCGAGUUCUUCAAUACUAUCUUACUUCAAAAAAAGUAAUAAUUCAAUAAACGAUCAAAAUGAUAUUGACGAAACAUUAUUACCAUCAACAUCCACAGUUUUUACGCCUUUAACUGAUAGUUUAGAACCAUCAAGUUCUAAAAAUUUGACUCAUCCUGCUUCUAAUAAUGAUACUGAAAUAAUAAUUAAAACAUAUGAUAUUGGCUUAUAUAUACAGCAAAUUAUAGAUGAUCACACUCGAUAUAAUUUAUUAAAAAACCAUUGGGUUGCACCAAAGAGUUAUGUGUAUCCAUUUUCUUUACAAAAUUUGAAAGGAAAAGAAAUACGUCGACAUUUACAACAAAAACAUUUGGAUAUGUAUCCAUGGGUUGUAUAUUCAGAAACUCGCCAGAACAUACCUUUUCGAGGUCAUCGGGAUGACGGACCUUUGUUGAAAAAUAAUGAAUUAUCUCCAAAACUGAACGAAGGAAAUUUUCGAGAAAUAUUAAAAUUUCGAAUUGAAUCUGGUGAUAUGGAAUUAGAAAACCAUUUAAAAAAUACAAGUUCCAAAGCUACUUAUAUAAUUAAGCGGUCUCCAUUUUAUAGUAUUAUGUUCGACGAAACAACCGAUGUGUCACAUACAUCUCAAUUAUGUUUAGUCAUACGGUAUAAUAAUGAGGAUUACACUGUUCAAGAAGAUUUCCUUGGUUUUAUAGAUCCACACAGUUAUAAUUUCGAAAAUUCUGAAAUAGAACCAAAAUUAAAUGGUAAAAUAUUAGGAGAAACCGUUUUAAAAUUAAUGAACAACUUCAAUUUGGAUUUGAAUAACUGCGUUGGUAUUGCUACUGACGGUUGUAGUGUUAUGGCUUCAAAAGUGUGUGGUGCAGUAAAAACUAUUCUGGAAAAGAUACCCAGUGCUGUCAAAUGUCCAUGUUUUAACCACGGCUUAAAUCUUGCAAUUUCUAAAGGUUAUCAAAUUCAGUCCAUCCGGAAUAGCUUUGGACAAAUUAAGGAAAUUAUUUCAUUUUUUCAUGGAAGUUCGAAACGAAAUUUUGUACUACAAUCUGUUCUACAUUCCUCACUACAGUCACUUUGUGAAACUAGGUGGGUUGAGAGGCAUACAGCAGUGACGCAAUUUUUGACUGGAAUUUCGGAAAUUAUGGAUUCUCUUCAUAAAAUAAGCAAUUGGAAUGAUCGAGAAUCAUCUAGUAAAGCCAAGGUUUUAUUGAAUUCAAUUGACUGUGAAUUCGUCAUCACUCUUUAUGUUGCUUCACAUAUAUUUUCAAUUACACAACCAUUAAGCGUAAUUUUGCAAAAAAAAAAUUUUGAUAAACAAUCUGCAGUUAACUACAUAAAUAAAACUAUUGAAAUUUUAAAUAAACUUAGAUUAGACGUCAAAACAGAGUUUAAAAAUUUGUACUUCAAAGCCGUGGAACAAAUGGAUAAAUUAGAGAUUACUGUAAAAAAGCCAAGAACAAUAUCAAUACAGCACCACAGACAGAAUCCAGAGAUAAAAAAUGUAGAAGACUAUUUCCGUGUAACAUUUCUAAAUAUACAUGGAUUAAAUGGCAGAUUUGCAAAUAAAGAAGCUUUUAUUGGAAAGUUGCAAGGGGAAAUGAUUUGGUGGGAAGGAUAUUGGAAUAGAGAAAAAAAUGAUAUUCCUGAUACAGCUCUAAAAUCAUUAGAACAUUGUGACAAAGAUAUGUUUCCAACAAUACAUAUACUUUUAAAGAUUUUAGCUAGUUUUCCAAUUAGUAUAGCUUCGGCAGAGAGGAGUUUUUCCGCCCUUAAAAGGAUAAAAACUUGGCUGCGGUGCAAUAUGUUAGAAGAAAGACUGACAGGAUUGGCGAUUAUUCAUUGUCACCGAGAUGAACAUGUUGACAUAGAUGAAUACGGAGGUUUACGAAACACGUACUGUCCGUACUGA